Eruca vesicaria subsp. sativa (arugula) is the source of this 504-nucleotide messenger RNA. The record is from the annotation of a GenBank genome assembly. Lineage: Eukaryota; Viridiplantae; Streptophyta; Magnoliopsida; Brassicales; Brassicaceae.
AUGGCUGCGAAUGCAUGGACAAUAGAAGAGAACGAGGAGCUGAAGAACGCAGUGCAGUGGUACCCUGCGUAUUUACCCAAUCGGUUCGAGUGUAUUGCCCGGUGUCUAGGGAAAUCGGUGGUCGAUGUUAUGAAGCAUUACCAGGAUAUGGUCGAUGAUCUUCUAGAGACCAGAACGAGUCCAAUAGAUUUUCCUUAUUGGAUGAUUUAUGGAAUUAAGCCGAGUUGGGACAAAGAAGAACAUGAGCAUUUUCUGAAUGGACUAGCGAAAUAUGGAAGAGGAGACUGGAAGCACAUAUCUAGAAAGAGUGUGAUGACAAGGACACCAAUGCAAGUCGCAAGCCAUGCACAAAAGUAUUUCCUGAGGCAAGAUGUCGAGGAGAAGGCAAAGAAACGCUCCAGUAUCCAUAACAUAACUUUGAUAGAUCAUGCUGCUAACAAUGUAAACACACCUCAAUCCGACUUGGAGUACUCUACGCUGGGCCAGCCACCUUCUGAUCAGUAG